AUGUGCGUGUGUGGGGCUGUCGGCACCACAACCAACAGGGCAACAGCGACAUGUUCUGGCAAACAGGACACGGGGACACGCCCACAAACCCAGUUCUUUGUUUAGGAUGACAACACAGAGUUGCUGCCCCAUAUUGAGUGUCACGCUCCACAUGUUUGACUGAAGUUUUCCCUCAUCCUCACCGGCAGCCGUUGCCAUGGUUGUGUCAGCGCUCUCCGAACUACCUGGGAUGGUAUUUCCAUGGACACAGAUCAGGAUGACACUGGGCUGUGGGAGGGAGGCGUCAGCAGUUCUGUGUGUUGGAGACAGACUGGAGGAGACAGAGGAGGACGAGGAGGACGAGGAGGACGAGGAGGACGAGGAGGACGAGGAGGAUGAGGAGGAGGAGGAGGAUUAGUGUCUGCAAAGAUAUUAAACAGAGGAGCAGUAGUUUAAAAAAGAGGAAACGCAAGAGUGAGAGGUCACUGCUGAAGGGCCGUUGCUACUCGAUGCAGAUAACAUUUUUAACACCGUCGUUCAGAUCUGUGAACAACAACACAAGAGGAAUGGAUCCCGGUGACGUCUGAAGCUGUUGCAUUAACACAAGUUGGAAAUAUGAACAUUUGAAAGACAUGAUUAUACAGCUUUUCAUGCACUUACGGCUGAAUUCAUCAUUCUGUGUUUCCAUGAAAGGAAAUUGCAUUGUUUUAAGUAUUCAAGUACUUCUUCCGUCUAUGUUUGACCAGAGAUGCCCUUCCUCUACUUCAUCUACAAGUAUUCACAUUCUGCCUGCUAUUCCACCCAGAGGGGAUUCCUUCACUCAAUUCCGAUUUUCAGAAGAGAUGGACUGGGAGAUGGACUCGUCUUCAGCCAGUCAGAUGUCUGCGGUGUUUGUGGACCUCCCAGCGCUCGCCCAGAGCCUUCAACAAGUGCCUCUCCACCAGAGACUCAACCUUGAGGCGGAGCUGCUUCAGGUCUCGACCCCAGUAGAACUGCCCACUCUGACCCUCGCACUGAAACAGGCGAAGCCCAAAGCGGCCACGCUCACGCCUCCGUCUGCGGCUUUGAAAAUCGUCACCACCGACCAGAAAGUCCCCGUGGCUACAAACCCAGCGUCAAGCUCAGACUCACCGGGUUCCUCCAGUGCUGCAGAGCCUCCGGUGGAUGACGUUGAUGAUGAUGAUGAUGAUGGUGAUGAGGAGCUGGACCAGCUGCUCAGUUUACAGAAACCAGUCUGGGAUGUUUCAGGAAGCCAAUCUGUCAGUGUUGCAGAUGAGGAGAGUGCGCCUCCAAAGAAAACGUGUGAGCAAGUGGAGGAGAUGGAGCCUGCGGUGACGGAGGAGAAGAUGGAUGAAGUGAAAGACAAAGAUGUCCGUACACCACCAGAGUCGGCUUCUGCCAGACAGGAAGUGACAGAGGAAGACCUGGAGGACUGGCUGGACAGCAUGAUCGCCUGACCAGCAGUUGAUUAAAGACUCGACAUGUAUAUAAGGAGGAAUGUGUGUGUGGAAAUGUUCAUGUUGCAUUUCAUUUUUUUACAUUUUUUUUUAUAGAAUAAUUUGUUCCUUGUGAAAGUUACACUUUGCAGGAUUGUCGCGGUUCGAGGAAUCUCAGUUGCAAAAAGGGACGGAGAGAAAGUGAAAUGUUGCUUUAUUGCGUCAAUUGCUUUUAUUCAUAUCCUCCCCCUCAUCAAAAGAAAUGCAGUUUACCAAAGCUCCUACAUACAAACAAAGAGCCAUACAAUAGCAGUGAACCAUUUUGUCAAUAAAUCUUUGAACUGUG
Molecule: messenger RNA, 1761 nt
Organism: Cyclopterus lumpus (lumpfish)
Lineage: Eukaryota; Metazoa; Chordata; Actinopteri; Perciformes; Cyclopteridae
Gene: aven
Product: apoptosis, caspase activation inhibitor
Exons: 7
Coding region: 612-1436 (274 amino acids)
Biological process (GO): negative regulation of G2/M transition of mitotic cell cycle
Source: RefSeq, a predicted model, not a curated record